UUUGGAUCGGUGCAGCUCCAGCCAUUCCGGCCAUUUGGGAAGUGAACUAGCAGAUGGAGGACCUUUCUCUCUGUCUCUCCCUCUCACUGUCUGUAACUCAACCUCUCAAAUAAAUAAAUAAAAUCUUAAAAAAAGAAAAAAGUCACUCCUAAAGCCUUCCCUUGGCUUCAAUUAUAAAGUUUUAUCCCUCCUUGCCUACCUUUGCUUCUCAGACAAAUGCAAGUGAUGGUGAUUAACUCCUUUUCUUUAGUAAUCUGUGAAAACACAGGCUUUGCUUAUUCUCACUUGAGUGGUCUCCACUUAUUUCCCUUCAGUGAACACCUACACAAUCUAAUAAAUCAUGUUUUUUUUUUGUUUUCUGUAUCUUAUAAUAUGAUACCCUCCUCAUAGAAGUCAUGGUUUGGUAGAGGCUUACAUGUGGCUUCAAUGGCAAAUGUCUUUGUUGGUUCUUGCCCAGCCAUUGUCAUGACCUAUCCCAACAUCCAUGGCAUAUGAUGGAUCCCAUUCUUGGAGUCUGGAAGCUUAAUGCUUCAUAGAAAAGCAAUUAGAAGCAGCACAUGGUGCUUGUUCUCUUUGAGGGAAGAAGUAGAUUUCUCAACCUAAUUGAAAUUUGCAACAAUGCCAAGCUAUUACCAAAGAAUGCUAAAACCAUUACCAUAGACCCAGUAAUAGUGCCUCUUGGUUUUAUUUAAAUAAAUUGAAAACUUAUGCCCACACAGAAAUCUGGACAGGAGUACUUAAAGAACCUUUGUUCAUCGUUGCCAAAAUUUAGAAGCAAUAACAAUGUCUUUCAGUGAGUAAAGGGAUAAAUAAAUGUGACACAUUUAAACAAUGGAAUAUUACUCAGUAUAAACAAGCAAUGGGCUAUCAAGGAAACUUAAAUGCAUAUUACUAAAUGAAGAAACCAAUUUGAAAAAGCCACAUACUGUAUGGUCCCAACCAUAGGACUUUCUGGAAAAACUGUGGAGACAGUAAGACAAUAGUGAGACAAUAGGGGCUGUGAGUUGGAGGAUGGGAAAGGAAAAGGAUAAAUAGUGCACAGAGAAUGCUUAUAGCAGCAAAACUGUUCUACUCAAUUUUCAAGGUCACAGAGCUGGUGAAAGUCAAUGACAAGGACGGUGCCAUGGCUCAAUAGGCUAAUAGGUUCUAGUCCCCUUCGGGGAGCCGGAUUCUGUCCCAAUUGCCUUCUCUUCCAGAUCAGCUUUCUGCUCUGGCCCGGGAGUGCAGUGGAGGAUGGCCCAAGUGCUUGGGCCCUGCACCUUCAUGGAAGACCAGGAGAAGCACCUGGCUCCUGGUUUCGGAUCAGUGUGGUGCACCGGCUGCAGCGGCCAUUGGGAAAUGAACCAAAAGAGAAGAAAGACCUUUCUCUCUCUCACUGUCCACUCUGCCUGUCAAAAAAAAAAAAAAAAGUCAAUGACAAAGAGUGAGACCCAGAGUUACGGCCAUGACCCCAGGUUACCCGACUCCACUGCUUGGUCAGAGAGCAGCCAGGAGCCCCUGGGUCCCCUGGAGUCCCACCAUAGUUGCCUGGCUCUCAGAACUUCCCAGCUUUGUCACUGGCACUGAAGCACUUACAGACACUACAAAGUGAAUGAAGUGUGUCCCAGACCUUACUGGUCUUCCCAUCCGUGUGAUCUCUGUGACUGCUGUACCAAAAAUCUUUUCUUGCCGCUCUUGCAGGCAUUGGGCCUGGAGACCCUGAAUGGAUCCUAGGCCCAGGAUUCUGAAUCCAACUUGGGGGUUCCAUGGAGUGGUUCCUGCUAUUAGCAAACAAUGGAAUGGAUUGUAGAAGUUUGUUCCUGGAAUAGGAACAUGUGUAUGCAGGUGGUUCCAGGUGAGGCUGUGUUGCUUCAGGGAACUUCAAGUCUCCUUUCCUAAUAGGACAGAGGGCAGAAGGAUGAAAGUCAGGUCUAGAGUGGCUUCAUGAGGAAUUCGAUGUCUGUUCUGGAGAUGAUGGAGGCAAAGGGAGGUUUGGCGCAGAGAAGGGAGGUGGCCUGACCCAGGUCUCAUAGGCUCUUUACACCUGAGUGUGGAGAACAGCCUUUGUGAGUGAAGAGACAGCAAGAUGAGGGAGGAGACUACUGCAGUAAUCCAGAAAGUCUUUCUUUUUUUUUUUAAAUUUAUUUGACAGGUAGAGUUAUAGACAGUGAGAGAGAGAGAGAGAAAGACAGAAAGGUCUUCACUCCCCAAAUGGCCACCAUGGCUGGAGCUGCUCCGAUCUGAAGCCAGGAGCCAGGUGCUUCUUCCCAGUCUCCCAUGUGGGUGCAGGGCCCAAGCACUUGUGCCAUCCUCCACUGCCUUCCUGGGCCACAGCAGAGAGCUGGAUUGGAAGAGGAGCAGCCGGGUCUAGAACCCGGCAGCCAUAUGGGAUGCCGGCACCGCAGGCAGAGGAUUAACCAAGUGAGCCAUGGCGCCGGCUCCCAGAUGAGUCUUGAUGGUGUGAACCAUUGUAGUAGCUGUGGAAGUGGUAGAAAUGGUUGCAUUCUGGCUCAUAAUUUUGUAUAGGUCUGCUCUGAUUUUCUACUUUUGCGAAUGAGAGAGAAAAAGGGGAUGACUGAAAGAUUUUUGCAUUCAUUAGUUGGAGUAUAGAAGCUCCAUCUCCUGGGAUGAUAAAGUAACUAAUAGGAAUAAUUUUCACUGGGAACAUCAUAAGUUUCUUUUGGGCAUAUUAAAGAUAUGAGGUAUUUGAGGAUGAGUAGAGGUAUCAAGGGUGGAGGGAUAGACACAUCAAUCUGCAAUUUAGGUGUGGGGUUCAGGAUUGAGACAUCUUCUAAGAGCAGCUGAUAGUGCAUGGGCCAGUAUGGAGCUGUUGGUCUUAGUUCAGACGGUUAACAAUAACAUAUAUACUGUUGGUUUAAACAACAAAAAUGUGUUUCUCGCAGUUUGGAAGCUGGGAAGCCCAAGACCAAGGUGUCAGAGUUUUGGUUUGUGUGGGGCCUCAUCCAUGCUGUGAUCGUUAGAGACCCUGUCCUCAGACUGCUGGCUCCCGAGUCCAAGAAGCAUUCCCAUGAGCAGUCUUCGGUGUUGGCCACAUUUUUGGUGGUAUGUCUCCCUGCCACCAAAACCUGCCUCUCCUUCAUCAACAGAAUCUGCAGAGGGAGCAUCACAGAAAUACAAGACCGCUUAGGGAAUAACUGGAUACUCAACAAUGAUGGAUUUGAUGAAAGCUCUAUGUAGAAGAAUAUUGUAACACAAAUGGGCAAGAAAAUGAUACAGUAUACAGAAAUAAGGACUUACUGGCUUUGCGUGAACUACUGCCCUUGUGACUGAAUGCCAUCCAGGGCUCUGACCAUGGGAAUCAUCUUUGUCUCUCAGACAGGAGUCGGAUUCCUAGGAAACAUCCUGCUCCUUCUCUGCUAUGGCUUCCUUUCCUGCACUGGACGAGGGAUAACACACAUGGAUUUGAUUCUCCAUAACCUAAUUGUAGCCAACUGCUUGGUUCUUCUCUCAAAAGGCAUUCCUCAGACCAUGGCAGCUUUUGGGCUGAAAUAUCUCAUGGACGAUUUUGGAUGCAAACUAGUUUUCUAUGUUCAUAGAGUGGCCAGAGGGGUGUCUCUGAGUGCUACUUCUCUCCUGAGUGGCUUCCAGGCCAUCACAAUCAGCCUUAGCAGCCCCCAGUGGAUGCAGCUCAAGGUCAAAGCCCUCAAAUCCAUUCGACUUUCCAUUCUGCUCUGCUGGACCCUUCACCUGUUGGCAAAUAGUAUUGUGCCUAUGUAUAUUACAGCAAUGAGGGAGAGAAGCAACCUCACAGAGAAAAAGGACUUAGGGUUCUGUUCUGGCUUAAUUAUUGACAGAAGUAUAUCCUUAUUGUAUUCCAUGAUGUUUUCCUUCAUUGACGUGUUGUAUUUGGUGUUAAUGAUUUGGGCCAGUGGCUGCAUGUUGUUCAUUUUGUACAGACAUAAGCAGAAGGUCCUACACAUUCACAGCAAAAACCUCUCUCCCAAAUGCUCCCCGGAGACAAGAGCCACCCACAGCAUCCUGAUCCUAGUGAGCACAUUUUUCUGUUUUUAUGCACUGUCUUCCUUCUUUACUUUCUAUAUGUUUCUCUUUGAUAAACCCAGCUGCUGGCUGGUGAAUACCUCUGCCCUUAUGGGUUCAUCUUUCCCCUGUGUUAGCCCCUUUGUUCUCAUCAGCAGAGACCUCCAUGUCUCUAGGCUGUGGUAUACGUGCGGCACAAAGAUCAAUGAUUUUCGUAAACGGGUUAUAGCAUGAAAAUCCAGAAUGCUGCAUACUGUCCAUGUAUCAGUUCACCCUGCCAUAUUUUAUAUAGUAUUUACAUUUGCUAAAUCAGUUAGUGGAUAGGAUCAAAACAAGAUAGAUUGAGCGUGAACACAAAAUUAUUUCAUUUAGCAGAUAGCCAGGCAUGGAACAAGGAGGGGCUUCUGAUUUCUACUUUGCCUUCAUCAAAUGAGGGUGUUUUUCUUUCGUCUUUGUCCUCAUGUGUCCUUAGCUUCAUACAAACCCUACUGAAUCUUCCCUUUACCGUUCAAUCCUUUUAAAAUCCUCAUCUGAUAUAUUAUGAUAGUAAUGUCUACUCUCAGUUUUACAUCUUUGAUUAAAUACAUAAAAUGAACUCCUAAAAAUGUAAGAUUACUUGCCUCACUCUGACUCUCUGGGGACUAUCCAAAGACUGUGAAUAUAUUUAUGAUACAGUUUACCUUCCUUGGUUCACUGGAGGAAUUCUAAGUGAUUUGAGAAUCAAGAAGUUGCUAUCAUUGAUUCUAUAAGCAUAUUAAGUUGUAAACUCUUAGAUAAAUUCCAAACACAAUUCCACAAGUUGAGCUAGAACAGGAAUUCUGGAGGCAAAGUAUAGUGGAAGAAUAUUGUCUUCAUUCCUCAAAGGAAAGUUAUGUGUAAGCCAAUUGGAAAAAUCCAGAGAAAAAGAAGGAAAAGUCUCUCUGGGACUGCAUUCGAUGACAUUUUUGUGAACAUGGUUUUUCUUUUUUUUUGUUAAAAAGAUUUAUUCAUUUAUAUGUUAGAGUUAUACAGAGAGAGGAGAGGAAGAGAGAGUGAGAGAGAGAGAGGUCUUCCAUUCAAUGGUUCUCUCCCUUCUUGUCUGCAAGAGCCGUGGCUGGGAUGAUCCAAAACCAGUAGCCAGGAGCUUCCUCUGGGUCUCCCAUGUGGGUGCAAGGGCCAAAGGACUUGGGCCACCCUCUACUGCUUUCCCAGGCCAUAGCAGAGAGCUGGAUUGGAAGUGGAGCAGCUGGGUCUCGAACUGGUGCACAUAUGCGAGGCCAGUGCCACACUUUGGCAUGGGAAUGUCUGUAAUCCAUGAAAAAGACCAAGUCAAAGUGAACGAUGACAUGACAGCAUUGGAGUACAAGGGGCAGCAGAGGGAACUUGAGCAUAAACCCAGGUUCUUUUUCUGGUUGAUCUGAGUUUUGUCUCCCAACCAGGAUUCUGGUUUAUUUCUCUGAAAUAUGCACAGUCACAGCCUUGAAGAAUAAGACAAAGCAAGUGAAAAGGAGAGAACUGCCAGUGUGUUAUAAAUGGUUCAUGGUCAAGUCCAUGCCUUUAUUUGUUACAUCCAUAUACUCCUUAAGCACCUAAAGUACAUAAUAUAUUAUCCUUCAUGCAUGUGAUGUAUCAGAGAAGUGAAAGACAGCUAGGAAAGAAACUUCCUGUAUUGCAGCAAUAUUGUAAUUGAGAAUGGGACAGCAGAUAAAAUGUCAAUAACAGAUUAAUUAUGCAGUGUGCUACAUGAUGAGUGAUUGGUCUGGGAGAAGCUGAUUAUGGGAUGGGCAGGGAAUGAGAAGAUGCAUUUUUUUUCACAGGCAGAGUGGACAGUGAGAGAGAGACAGAGCGACAGAGAGAAAGGUCUUCCUUUGCAUUUGGUUCACCCUCCAAUGGCCGCCACAGCUGGCGUGCUGUGGCCGACACACCGCACUGAUCCAGAGACAGGAGCCAGGUGCUUCUCCUGGUCUCCCGUGGGGUGCAGGGCCCAAGGACUUGGGCCAUCCUCCACUGCACUCCCUGGCCACAAAAGAGAGAUGGCCUGGAAGAGGGGCAAACUGUACAGAAUCUGGCACCCUGACCGGGACUAGAACCCGGUGUGCCGGUGCCGAAAGUGGAGGAUUAGCCUAUUGAACCGCAGCACCGGCCCAGAAGAUGCAUUUUUAAAAAUUUAUUUGAAAGGUAGUUUUACAGACCGAGAGAGAGAAGGAGAGAGAGAGAGAGAGAAAAUCUUCCUUCCAUUGGUUCACUCUCCAAAUACCCACAACGGCUGGAGCUAUGCCGAUCAGAAGCCAGGAACCAGGAGUUUCUUCCUGGUCUCCCAUGUGGGUGCAGUGCUCAAGCACUUGGACCAUCUUCCACUGCUUUCUGAGGCCAUAGCAGAGAGCUGGGUUGGAAGUGGAGCAGCCAGGUCUUGAACUGGAACCCACAGGGGAUGCCAGUGUGCAGGCGGCAGCUUUGCUGGCUACGCCACAGCACUGGCCCCAUCCCAUCAAUCUUGAACAUGUGUACUUUUCAAGAACCUUCAGAAAAAUAUCUCAUAUCGAUAUUUAUCAGGGUUCCAAAGCUAGAAAAAGAAAAAUAGAAUUAAAUUUUCACACAAUAUUUCUUACAAGGUUUUCUAAGAAAUAUCCGAUUUCCAUAAAAAUCGAUAUCUUACCCAAAAGGAAGAUCCCCUUACAAAAUGACAUUUCCUGAAGAGACAGUGUCUGUCAUGAUUUCGGAAUACAUGUGGACAGGUGAAAUAAAUGCAGACUCGGCCUGCGAGGUCCACAGUGCUGGGGUGGGGCGAUGCGUUCUUUAGCAAGGAGCGCCAGGGACAAGUUAUGGCAAACGUGUCCAUUUUAUUAACCAUCAAGCUCACCUUUUAAAGGGCAGGCAGCUAAUUCAGGGCAACACUAAUUCUGUAGGAUAGAGGCAAUACUGGCACUGCUAUGUUUCUCCAAUCAGCUUGAAGGUCACUUGGCUACAGUAGCUUUCCAGGAGGUCCUACUGGGUCUGGGCUUCACCCGGGAGCUGUUUCCCUGACUGGUAAUUUCAAGACCCUUCAACAGGGAUGGGAAGGAGGUGGGGGAAAUGUGCCUGGUGCUCCUGCCACCUGCAACAGUCAGGCCAUCCUGGGAGGCGUGGUGUACCACACCCUCCUUACCCAUGCAUGGGGGAGGCAGGCAAUCCCCCAGCUAGGCACAGAAUCACCCACAGUGACAGUGUCUGUCAUGAUUACGGAAUGUGGGUAGACAGGUGAAAUAAAGACGGGCCAGAAUGAAGUCAACUCUUCCUAGGGAAAAACUAUCAUUUCACUUGGAGCUGCCAUGACCAUGUCUAAAUGGGGACUUGUGUUUGCCUCAGGAGAAACCAUGUGCAGCAAUCAUGUGAGGGCACAGCCAAAAGAUGUGGUCAACCAGGAAGCUUUCCCUCAACAGGCACCAAACCCACUGCUUCCUUGAACUCGACUUCCAACCACCAGAGUGGGUGCAGAAGGUGCUCUUCUUUGUCCAGUCUCUCACCCAGGCCUAGAAAAAGGCCUAGACCUAGACCAGGUUGCCCCAGAUGCCACCUGGGACAGAAAUCAGAGAGUAGAAUAGGAGGAGCUAGCACAGGGAUUUUCAUAAGUAGCACAAAAGGAUGACUUCUGGGGUGGAAAUGCAUUACCAACUCUGCCCCAAUCACUUGCUGGGACUGUCUAGACUGCCUACAGACUCUCACAGAUCUUUCUCAUUUCCACACUACUUCUUGCACUGUUCCAGAGCCUUGCCUUUGUUAGCUGAGAUUUCAAGUUCUUGCACAAGACCUGGGGUUUUUCCAAAACAGUGUUCAGCAAGAAGUUGCCAAGUGCAGUGUGAAUGCCCAGAUGGUGAAACCCAGUGCCUAGGAGCCGUAGUGGUCAAGUUCAGCAUCUCCCAGGCAUGUCUGGAGCUGACAUGAACUUUGACCUUAAGGCUCAGCUCAGGGAACUGUAGAUCGUGGUGGUUGGAAAUCGAAGUUGGUGGUGGUUGGAAAGGGAUCAUAAUCUUUGUUCCUGUUCCUCAACUGAAACCUCCAGAAAAUCCAAGUCCAGCUGGUAUGUGAACUGGGGAAAACUUCAGUGGGAAGAAUAUUGUCUUCAUUCCUCAAGGGUGAGUUCUGCCUGAGCCAACUGGAAAAACCUAGAGAAAAACAAGCAGAAGCUUCCCUGGGGCCACACUCCUUGCCCUCCUUACAGACUCGAGCUUUCUAAGUGAAAUCACGGACCACAGGACCCAUGUGUGAUUGGAUGGUAGCUAGCUCAUAAGGUUCUUCUGAACAAAGUGCAAAAGAACAGUGUGCAAAACAAGGCUGAAAUUUUUCUGGUGUCUGUAAGAUGUUAAUUUUGAAUUCCCAGAGUUUCAAUGGCCAAAAACAUGACUAAUUAAUGUAUCAUUCACAUUUUUUAAGAAUGCAAACUGUUGAUAUCACAGAAAGCUGUUAUUCUAAACUAGUUAAUUUAUCCAGAGAUAGAUGAGGCAAGAAUGAAAAUGAGAAGGCAUUUUGUAAUACAUGAAAGAGACUGGUGCUGUGGCAUAGUGGGUAAAGCCACCACCUGCAGUUCUGGCAUCCCAUAUGGGUGCUGGUGUGAGUCCCGGCUGCUCUACCUCUGAUCCAGCUCUCUACCAUGGCCUGGGAAUGCAAUGGAGGAUGGCCCAGGUCCUUGGGCCCCUGCACCCAUAUGAGAGACCAUGGGGAGGCUCCUGAUCCUGGCUUUGUAUCAGCACAGUUCCGGCCAUUGUUGCCAUCUGGGGAUUGAACCAGCAGAGGUAGGACCUCUCUCUCUCUCUCUCUCUCUCUCUCUCUCUCUCUCUCUCUCUUUCUCUUUCUCUCUUACUCUUCUUCUCUGUGGAACUCUGAUUUUCAAUUAAAAAAUAAAUCUUUAAAAAAAGAGAGAGAGACCAGGUGGAAAUGACAGAUGAUAUAAGGGCAGUAAGAUGGAAGGAGUGAGAGGGGAAUUCCGAAGAUAAAGCCAGGUUGUGUUUCUGUCUGACCCAGGGGUUUCGUCUCCCAAUUACGAACAUUAUGAAUAUGUUUUGUUCAUCAGAACUAUGCCCAGUAAUAGCCUUAAAGAAUAAGACAAAGAAAAGGAAAGGGGGGAAUUAAAAUAAUGUUGCUAAUGAAUCAGGAGAAAGUCAAGAAAAUUUCCUUCAGUGUGUUUUAAUAAACACUUGUGGAAUACUUCAUGUGUAUUUACCAUUGUCUCUGUGUCUGAGAUGUAUCACAGGAAAAAACUGACAACAAGCUAAUCAGGGGAUGCAUAGUGCAGGGGUGCGUGUGGGAUGUAAAGUAGUAAGUGUAGGUGGUGCCACGGCUCACUAGGCUAAUCCUCCGCCUUGCGGCGCCGGCACACCGGGCUGCAGCAUGCUGGCCGCGGCGGCCAUUGGAGGGUGAACCAAUGGCAAAGGAAGACCUUUCUCUCUGUCUCUCUCACUGUCCAAUCUGCCUGUCAAAAAAAAAAAAGUAGUAAGUGCAGGCCUGAUUGAAAAGAUGAUACUGGGUGGCUGGCACUGUGGCACAGUGGGUUAUGCCCCAGCCUGCCGUGCCAUAUCCCAUAGGGAUGCCGAUUCAGGUCCAGGCUGCUCCUCUUCUGAUCCAGCUCUCUACUAUGGCCUGGGAAAGCAGUAGAAGAUGGCCAAAAUCCUUGGGCUCCUGCACCUGCAUGGGAGAUCCAGAAGAAGCUCCUGGCUCCUGGCUUUGGAUCAGCGCAGUUCCGCCAUUGCUGCCAACUGGGGAGUGAACCAGAGGAUGGAAGACCUCUCUCUCUGUCUCUGCCUCUCUCUGUUACUUUGUCUUUAAAAUAAAUAAAAUAAAUUAAAAAAGAAAAGAAAAAAUAAUGAUGAUAUUGGACUCGAGAAUGAAAGUAGAUGAACAAGACUUAAUGUGAAUAUUUAGGUGGAUAUGACCAAAAAUAAGGCACAAGUUGUUCCAGCAGAGCCAGGCAGCUGGUGUAUAUGGAACCAGGAAAAUGAGAAGCAGCGUGGACAACAAGAGGUUAGACAGGCAACGCAGGAGUAGCUCUGAGGCUCCAUAAGAUACCAUAGGUUACUUUCCUCAGGAAAACAUGGAUACUGCGGGGCAUAACCAGAAAUUAUCAUUUGUGCCUUGUACACUGAGUCACAUUGGCUGGUGGGUUGAGAGCUGACUUCCAAAGCAACAAAGGUGGUGCAAGGAAGCCAGGUUGACGUGCACUGCAAAAACUCAACUGAAAGAGGGUGGUGGGAGGCAGCCAUUCAGGAUGAGAGGACUUAGUCCUGCAGUUGCUACUGUGCUUUCCCAGGCUUCCUCACCCCCUUACCUAGCAACUGCUUACUUUUGGGUUCUUUCCUAACAUCCUAUUUUCUCAGGAAUCUGAGGAGUCAGGGUCAAACCUCAGCAUGAACAUAGGUAGCCGCAUGGUGAGCACUCUGGUUUGCAGUCUCACAACACAAAUCUCUGUCCCCAAAUGAGAGAGACUGUCAGUUUCAAUGGAACACAGUCAAGUUUUUCUCAAACUGUUACUUUCUGAUCCUUUGGAGAGACUUAGUAACCACUAGGAAUUGUUUCUGGCAAUUGGUAGGAGAGACAACAGUUUUUCAGAGUUACCCUGGCUCCCCAAGCCGUCACUCUCAUCAUUGAAACAGGUGCCAGGAUAAUCAUAGCUCUAGAGGGAACCCAGGUUAGAGAAUUCUAAAUGAUCUCUUCUGGGUCUUGUGGCCUCCCCACAACCCAUGCUCUGUCAUCACUGGGCCAUCCUCCUGGAAAAAGACAUCCUUUUAGGGACUACACCUUCAUCUGGGGACAGAAGCUCCAUAGAAAAUGGCUCUGAAUCAGUCUAGAAAGGGAAGAUACCUAGAAACAUUGAGAUCCAUGACAAAGGCAGCACUGGAGUGUAAAUAAGCUUCCAAAGAGGAGGGAGGGAUGGCUGCUAAGCCAUAACCCAGACUUCUCAAAAGCAGCUGCAGGUAAGAAGCUCCUUGUCUGUCUCUGAUCUCUCAUUUCAGUAGUGUGAUCACCUGUGAUGCUGGUUCAGUGUGGAACAUGGCAAUGAGAAGGUCGUAGGUUUGGGUUUGCAGGAAUUUCAGGAGUCAUACACUUAUUAUUUCCAUGUGUGUGAUAAGGAAUCAUAAAACUUGCUAACUCCUCACCUCGUGAGCAGUCACUAGGUAAGAAAAUGAUCAUUUGUGGAAUUUGAAAACUAUGUUAUUCUGAUUCUGAGACCCUGGUUUGAUUAAAAGAGACAGUGAUUGUUUCUCUCUCAAUAAGCAUGGUCUGUAAAAGAAUUUUCCCCUCUUGAAUGAGAAAAGGAAAGCAGUCUUAAAGAGACAAAGGAUUUCAUCAAUACAGAUGUCUGUGCAAAACCAUCCAGCAUCUUUAACUGAUAUUUGAUUCUAAAAUGAACUCUGAUAUUUUUACCUAGUUUCCAAAAUCAUGUUUUAAUGCAUUCUUAAGUCCAUUUAUUCACACUUUAAUUCAAUUUUUUGACAGGCAGAGUUAGACAGUGAGAGAGAGAGAGACAGAGAGAAAGGUCUUCUUUCUGUUGGUUCACCCCCCCAUAUAGCCACCACAGCCGGCGUACUGUGCCGAUCCAAAGCCAGGAGCUAGGUGCUUCCUCCUGGUCUCCCAUGCGGAUGCAGGACCCACGCACUUGGGCCAUCCUCUACUGCCUUCCUGGGCCUCAGCAUAAUUCAGUUUCCUCAUUGAUAGUUGCCAAUGCCUUCCAGUCUCCUUUAAUCAGUUGAUUCAAUAAAGAGCUGAAUAUGGAUGUGCAUUUGUGUGUGUGAGAGAAGGAGACAUAGCAUCUGUGUAUUGCUAGGGAGAAGAACAUAUUUAAUUUCUCUAACAGCUAUAGUGGAGUGAUGCAUAUUGGUGUAUGUUAAUAAAAGUAAUAGCCUUGGAGAAAAAUUAAUGUCUAUGAAGCCAAAUUCUGAAGUUUUAUAAAAAGGAGAAAAAAACAAGAAGAUAAAACUUAUGUUCAGUUAACUGGUGAGAACAGGAACUCUGACACGUUUCACUGAUAUUUUGACAUAUACAUAUAUAAUUCAACACACUGUCUGAGUUCAUCAAACUGCCCCAUGCAUGACUAUAUAGUGUGCUUGGUUUGGCCUGAGCAUGAGUUACCUGUGAUAUAGAGUGCUUUGGCAUUGCUCCUCUGAAGAAGCUGUAAAAUAUAUAUUUCUUCUAAUUUUUCCACUGGUGUUCUACAGUGCUCAAGAGUUCCACUGUCCCCCACAUCACUAUGUGCCACCAUCUGACAAGACACCUCCUUGGGUACGUCACCUGAUCAGAUGCUGUCUACUACCCUAGCUGGGUUAAGUAAUCAGAAUUCCUUCUAUUUCUGUAACAACGCGAUGUGAACUUACAUUAUUGGCUUCCUUAUGUGUUUUACAGAAGCACCACAGUCGAGUGCAUAAACUUCAUGGAAUAUUUUGAUAAAGGAUAAAGCACAAAAUGUCUUGCUCACAUUUAUGUUUUAAAUUAUUCUUCAAAAACUCUUUUAUAACUUGCUAGUUCGUAUUCAUCUAGUUAUCCAUGUACAUAAUUUAGGUUAAAUAAUUCAGAUAUAUUGAGAGCUGAUUAGAAAUGUAAUGAUGCUACAGUUGUGUUGUGUAACACUGGAGCGCCAUCAAAAUUGGUCCCAGCUCACGGCACUGUGCCUCUGUCUUUUUAUGAAUUUUAUUAAUGCCUUCAGAAUUAUGUUGUCACUUUCUGGUACUUUGGUGUUCUACUAUCUUAUUGCUCUGUAUUCUGGUUCUUUUUGUCAUGAUUCAGACUUUGGAAUUUCAAGAUGUACUUAAGAGCCUUAAAUAUAUUUUUUAUGAUGACUGAUAUUGAAAUGCAUGGAUAUUAUAGACUUUGUCUUUUAUUUUAUUUGACCAUCAUUAAUUCUACUAAAAUGUUAAUUAAUCUUCUA
Molecule: messenger RNA, 12850 nt
Organism: Oryctolagus cuniculus (rabbit)
Lineage: Eukaryota; Metazoa; Chordata; Mammalia; Lagomorpha; Leporidae
Source: RefSeq, a predicted model, not a curated record